Messenger RNA from Drosophila melanogaster (fruit fly), 951 nucleotides. It is a transcript of the gene RpS5b, whose product is annotated as ribosomal protein S5b. The record is from RefSeq and is marked reviewed. Gene Ontology annotation, cellular component: small ribosomal subunit. Bases 87 to 629 code for a protein of 180 amino acids. Gene Ontology annotation, biological process: translation. NCBI's taxonomy places the organism in Eukaryota, Metazoa, Arthropoda, Insecta, Diptera, Drosophilidae. Gene Ontology annotation, molecular function: RNA binding; structural constituent of ribosome. The transcript has 3 exons.
UUCUUUUUCAUCCUCUUUCUUUCCGCGCCGAACGCUUCGCGAAGUCGCACGCCUUUUGAGAUCUAGCUCGAAUUAAUUUCCCCGAAAUGUCCGAGGAAGUGGUGGAGUCCAGCAGCCAGGAGGCGAGCCAGGUUAUACCGCAGGAGCAGGAGGACUGGGCUGACGAUGUCGUUACCACAAUGCCGGCCCAGGAGGUCACCGAGUGGCCGGAAAUCAAGCUUUUCGGGCGCUGGGCCUGCGACGACAUCUCCAUCAGCGACAUCUCGCUGCAGGACUACAUUGCCGUAAAGGAGAAGUUCGCCCGCUACCUGCCGCACUCCGCCGGACGCUAUGCGGCCAAGAGAUUCCGCAAGGCCCAAUGCCCCAUCGUGGAGCGCCUCACCAGCGGGCUGAUGAUGAAGGGGCGCAGCAACGGCAAGAAGCUCCUCGCCUGCCGCAUCGUCAAGCACGCCUUCGAGAUCAUCCAUCUGCUAACCUCGGAGAAUCCGCUUCAGGUCACCGUCAACGCCAUCGUCAAUUCCGGUCCGCGCGAGGACUCCACGCGAAUCGGACGCGCCGGCACUGUGCGCCGCCAGGCAGUCGAUGUGUCGCCCUUGCGUCGUGUCAACCAGGGAACUUCUUGUAGUUAAGAAAGUUAUCUACGUAAUUCUUACAGGCACUUGGACACUGCUUAAAUUUAAAAUAAUAGGCAAUUUGGCUAAUCUGCACUGGAGCACGUGAGGCUGCCUUCCGCAACAUCAAGACGGUGGCCGAGUGUCUGGCUGAUGAGCUGAUCAACGCCGCCAAGGGAUCCUCCAACUCCUACGCCAUCAAGAAGAAGGACGAGUUGGAGCGCGUGGCCAAGUCGAAUCGUUAAGCUGCGGAUUUUCUGCAUUUCCAUGAAUUGAUGCCGACUUACAUAAGUUGCUAUGUAAUCAUUUCAUCUUCUAACUAAAUACACAAAUGUAUUUU